CGUAUACCUUCCUUCAUGAACCACGCAGUCCGCAACCAUCAGUGCCACCAACCUCGCGGCGGUGUUGAGCAGUAAAGAUCCCAGUCCUCACGAUAAUAAUUCGCACGGUGUGCCCGACUUACACGGAAACAAAACCUACCAGCUAGACGGGCUACGGGUCGAUCUGGCACCUACAAAAUGGAUUUCGUCAACGCCCCGCCGGGAUGUCGCUCUGCCGAUGAGUAUUGGUUCAGUGACGAGCAAGCCGACGACAUACUGAGGACUGUUGCCUACCACCGCAUUGAUUACGAUCGUGCGAUGUUGUCGUUUCCCCCCGUGGACGACCAGCUCCGCCUCUUAAUCAGCACAUCGUUCCGCCGGCCGUCGGCCCACGGUCUUGGUAUACUUGAUCGGUUGCCAACGGAGCUCCUGUGGGCUGUGAUCUUCCGCCUCGACAUGAGGUCCGUUUUUAGACUCCGCCAAGUGAACACCAGGGCUAGACAGACCUUGGAAGCCCUCAUCGAGUACCGAGCGGUCGCCUUUUGGGGGCUGGACGCUUUCUGCGCCUUGUUGCGCACGGGGCUCGCCGAACGUGUCUCCUUGACCCAGUUCUGGGAUGCUCUGUGCACCAAGAACUGCACCCUCUGCGGCGAAUUCGGCGGCUUCAUCUCCCUGCCGACUUGGACUCGAUGCUGCAUAUGGUGCGUCCACUGGGCGCCGGAGACCCAACUGCGAUCCCUUGCUUCUAUUCGGAGGCAGCUUCGUCUUCCCGGCCGUCUGUUAAACAGCCUACCGCAGAUCAAAACCCUGCCUGGGCUUUAUUGUGUCUCGCAGAACAAAUACGUCGCGCAAGUUCGGAUAGUCCCCAUGCUCCAGGCGACGGCGCUAUCGGCGCAACGCCCUCCGCCUCAGGGCCAAGCACGACCGCAGUGGGUCGAGCGGCAUACGGAUCGGAAAUACAACUUUAUGGGAUCCUGUGCUCUUCCAUACUAUGACAUAGAAAGGGGUCGAGCCGGUGGAGUCGAAUUUGGAGUGUCGUGCGCUGGGUGCCAGUUUACCCAUAUACACACCGAUCCGCGGGGAGGGGAUUGGCUGUGGACAUUGCUUGCCCGCGACAUGGUAUAUUCACAGGCUGGCUUUCUGGAGCACUUCAAGUGGUGUGCUAUGGCACAGUAUCUCUGGGGGAUGAGCGAGGAAGGAACUGUCGUGCCUGCCCAGCUGCCUUUCCUUGCUCGGACGGGAAGCAUCUUCAUGGUGUAG
Messenger RNA from Chaetomium strumarium, 1239 nucleotides. RefSeq lists its product as uncharacterized. NCBI's taxonomy places the organism in Eukaryota, Fungi, Ascomycota, Sordariomycetes, Sordariales, Chaetomiaceae. The record is from RefSeq and is a predicted model, not a curated record. Gene Ontology annotation, molecular function: protein binding. The transcript has 3 exons. Bases 178 to 1239 code for a protein of 353 amino acids.